Messenger RNA from Closterium sp. NIES-67, 1823 nucleotides. The record is from the annotation of a GenBank genome assembly. Lineage: Eukaryota; Viridiplantae; Streptophyta; Zygnematophyceae; Desmidiales; Closteriaceae.
GCUAACUCAAUGGUAGAGUAUUCGGCUUUUAAGUGCGACUUAGGGGUUCAAUAAACACAGAGAAAAAAAUCUCUAUACUACUGAUACAGUAUAUUAAGCCACGGCUAACCUUAAAAGCAAACUUACAAGGGAAUAUAGCAUGCCGUUUGAAGAUAUCAAGUGAUAAAUUUGUUCCUAAGUUAAUACGAUAUUGUCCUUCAAGACUUAAAAGAUAUCGAUUAGUUUCGAAAAGAACCUUGAUAUUAGCAAUUUAGUUUAUGGAAAAUAUAUAAAUCACAAAAAAUACUAAAGCGCCGAAUGUUUAUUUGACCUUUGUCAAAUUUCUUAGUUUUUUUUAGGAAUUUAAAGACUAAAAAAAAACAGAUCUAAGCAAGUAUCUGAUAAUAAUGUGAAUCCUAUAAACUAAAUGUGUUGAAAAGAAUCACCAGUUUGCUGACUAAAGAGAGAGAAAUCUAUAAGUCAGGAGAGCAAUCAUUCAAAAAAUUUUCUCCUUUUAACGCAUUAUAAAAAAAAAAGAGAAAAGUAUAUUUAUAUAUACUUAUAAUAUUUUCAGGAUUGCAUUGUGUGUUCAAAAGAAAUAAAGAUUAGGAGAAUGUUAGUGUGACUAACUCAAUCAAUGUUUUCUCUAGUAUAGAGAUAAACAAAAAAAUUGAAAUUGAUGAAUGGCAUAAUUCAAAAUUAUAUUCAUUUUUUUUUCAAGAAAAAUUAUACAUGAUGGUAUCACAAAAAAACUUAAGACACGAAGAUACCUAUAAUAAUUUUCCAAAAACUAGGAAUAGUUUUGUAAAAGCAAAACGUCAUAUUAAUGCAAUUCGUCUAGAAGGAUAUCUUAAAGAGAAUUCUUUCUCUUUUAACCAAUUCGAUAAGAAUCUAUUAUCAAAAAAGAGAAAAAAGUCUUUAAACGAAAAAAUCUUUCAAUUCAUACCAAAGAUACUAGAUUGUGAAGAACCACAGGAUAAUUCUCUUGUUCCAAAUGAGUUGUUGAAAAAAAAAUGGAAUACAUACAGUUCUAUACAUUCAGGAUUAUCUUCUCUUGAAGAUAAAUGGCAAUCUUAUGAUUCUUUUGUUGAAGGAAAAGUCCCUUCUUUCAUACAUCCUGAAAUAUUAGUUCGUAUUUUACGUACUCAAAUAGAAGACGUAUCCUUAAUACACUUAUUUAGACAAAUAUUACAUAAAAACAUUUGUGAAGUAGACAAAAAAAAUUCUUUGAACAAGAAUUUUCUAUCCAGUAUAUUAGGAAAAAUGUUAUUGAACUGGUAUACAUUAGAAUACGAUAAAUUCUUCAUAUUCCAUAUAUCACAUUUGCUAUUGCCAAAUAACUCUUUAGAUCAAUCUUCAAUGAAUGAUUUAAGUAGUGCAAAAAAGAUUACAAUAUGGAAUUCCAAUGUAUCUAAAACAAAUGUAUCUAAAAAAAAGGAAGCAAGUUGUAAAAAAAAAAUAUAUUCAACUUCUUAUAAAGAACCCUUUUCUUAUGAAAAAAAUUCCAUUACUUAUAAAUACAUACGUGCAAAAAAUAUUUGCUUUUUGAAUCUACAAAAUUCAUCAAAAAACAAAUCUGUUAUAGAACACAGAUAUCUUAAUUUCUUGCAAUAUCGUAUAGGAUUUGUAUGUAAUUCAAAUAAACUCAAAACUGUUUUAGUAGAAAGUCCUAGUCUUUUUUUAGGUUUUCUAUUACAGUUCAAAAUCAAAAACACAUUUCUUCGUAUACAUAUAUAUACUGAUCACUUAAGAUGUUUGUUUAAUAGAAAAUCUCUAGUCAUAUUGAAUCCAUUACUAUGGCUUAUGCGAAUAUUAGCCACAUAUCGCUUUUGUACUUCUUUUGG